Alternaria triticimaculans is the source of this 1349-nucleotide messenger RNA. RefSeq lists its product as uncharacterized. Lineage: Eukaryota; Fungi; Ascomycota; Dothideomycetes; Pleosporales; Pleosporaceae. Gene Ontology annotation, biological process: regulation of DNA damage checkpoint. The transcript has a single exon. Gene Ontology annotation, molecular function: protein binding; DNA binding. The annotation marks the transcript as partial. Gene Ontology annotation, cellular component: nucleus. The record is from RefSeq and is a predicted model, not a curated record.
AUGGCGCGCGGCAAAAAUGUCGAGGUCAGCGAGUAUGAGCGGAAACGGCAGGAGAACAUUGCAAAGACGCAGGCGCUCUUGCGCAACCUUGAGAUGGAGGCUGCAGAAGCCGGUCUAGGUCCCACAGGCAAGGCGAAGACAUCCGUGCCAUCGCGACCAAAAGCGAAAAAGCCCGCGCCCAAAAAGAUCAAGCAAGAAGAAGAAGCGCCUCGUAGAACAUCCUCGCGAUUAAAGGGCAUUGUGGCAGACAGCGAAGUCGCAAAGCGCAAAGCCGAGGAUGAAUACGUCGCGAUACAAGCCGCUGAUCGCGCAAAGCGACAACGCGUUAGUGAUGCCUUCAACUUCAGUGACAUAGUCGUAGCAGGCAAGGACUGGAACCGGAGCGGGAACUUCCUCUCCGUCGGCCCAGCAGAUCCGUACGCACGCACAUUUGACUACAACGACGUGAAAGAGACCACGGACAAGGAAUUGCGUGCCCUCCGAGAGCGCAUGAGCGGCCUAACGCUCUGGGAAGAUUUCGAGCCGAACGAAAUCAAGAUCACGCCCGAGCGCAUAUACUCCAUGGGCCUCCACCCCACAACCGACAAGCCAUUGGUGUUUGCCGGUGACAAGCUGGGCAACCUGGGAAUCUGCGAUGCAUCGCAGAAAGUGGCAGAAGUCAAAGUCGAAGACGACGAAGACGCGGAUAGGGAAGGACCGACCAUCACGACGCUCAAACCGCACACACGCACAAUACACACUUUCCAAUUCAGCCCUCACGACGCAAACGCAUUAUACACGGCAUCUUACGACUCGAGCGUGCGCAAGCUCGAUCUCGCCAAAGGCGUCGCAGUCGAAGUCUACGCCCCAAGCGACAAAGACGAAGAAGCCCCCCUAUCCGGUCUGGAAAUCUCCAAAGACGACCCAAACACGCUCUACUUCUCCACGCUCGACGGCCAAUUCGGCAUCUACGACAUGCGCACUCCCAGCGAAGCAGCCGCCGGCCUCCAAAUCUUCCAACUCUCAGACAAGAAAAUCGGAGGCUUUACUCUUCAUCCCUUACAUCCGCAUCUCGUUGCUACGGCGAGUCUAGACCGCACACUCAAGAUAUGGGAUCUGAGGAAGAUAAGUGGGAAGGGUGGGGAGAGGGCACCGGCGCUGGUGGGCGAGCAUACGAGUAAAUUGAGCGUGUCGCAUGCGGCGUGGAAUAGUGCGGGACAGGUGGCUACGGCGAGUUAUGAUGAUACGAUUAAGAUAUAUGAUUUUGGGAAUUGCGCGGAGUGGGAUGUUGGUACAACGGUGGAUGAAGGGGCUAUGGAACCGACGGCUGUGGUGCCGCAUAACAACCAAACAGGCCGCUGGGUUACGAU